This is a messenger RNA of Funneliformis mosseae, 233 nucleotides long. The record is from the annotation of a GenBank genome assembly. NCBI's taxonomy places the organism in Eukaryota, Fungi, Glomeromycota, Glomeromycetes, Glomerales, Glomeraceae.
UAUGUGGACUCUAUAUAAAUCCUCUGGUCUGCUCAACUAAUUCAGAUUUAAAAUCGACUAUUGAUAAUCUAAAAUCGAUAAAACACGCUAUAUCGCAUAUAAUCGUUACACAGCAUUUCGGCCUAUAUCGAUAUACAUUUAAAUCGUCUGUUAAUGUAUGCGAAAAAUUUGCAGCGUGGAUUACAUAUAGAACUUAUCCGACAGUCCUUUAUAGCCCGCGAAAAACGAAAUAG